Dichotomopilus funicola is the source of this 414-nucleotide messenger RNA. RefSeq lists its product as uncharacterized. The record is from RefSeq and is a predicted model, not a curated record. Gene Ontology annotation, molecular function: translation initiation factor activity; RNA binding. Gene Ontology annotation, biological process: translational initiation. The transcript is spliced from 2 exons. Gene Ontology annotation, cellular component: nucleus. Lineage: Eukaryota; Fungi; Ascomycota; Sordariomycetes; Sordariales; Chaetomiaceae. The coding region runs from base 1 to 414 and encodes 137 amino acids.
AUGGGUAAACCAAGACGAGCCGCUGUUCUUGCGGCCGCACAGGAGUCGACCACGCCCCCCGACGAGUUGACUGAGACCCAAUUCGUCGCGCGAAUCGUCAGGGCCGAGGGCAACAGCCUCUACACUUGCGAGCUGCCCAACGGCAAGACCGCCACCUUAGAACUCGAGCCAAAGUUCCGUAACACCAUCUUUGUCAGGCGCGGCGGAUAUGUGUUGGUGGACCUCGCGUCAGCAGAGGAACGAUUAAAGACCAGCAAGGUCAUGGGUGAAAUCAUCAACAUCGUGCGCGACGAGAAGGCGUGGCGUAAGCAGCCGUACUGGCCGAAGAACUUCGUCAAAAACACGUUCGGCGAAGACGAGGACGACAAUUCGACCGUUGGUAAACUGCCACCUAGUGACUCAGACGAGGAGUGA